AUGAUCAGACUCGCAGCAGCAAUAUUCUCCUUGAUCCUUUGCUUUAAUGGAUCCCUGGCUAACACGGAGUGCGCCGAUGGAAAUGAAACGGAAGAACUGGCCACCAUGUGCGGGUCGUACUGCUUCUCGGCGAUGAAGCCAGUGCUGGGCUAUUUGAAGACCAAAGAAACUAGUUUGGAUACCUGUGAAAACGGGAGUCGGCAGGAUCUUAGCCAGAUGAACACCAAGCUAGCGGACAUGCAGAAAACCCUGGAUACUGUUAAAAAAUCGCAACAGGACAAGGACGCCCUGAAGAAUACUUUAACCCAGCACCUCCCGGCGAACUUAUCGAAGCGUUUGGAAGAUAUUGAAAAUAAGCUGGCAGCAGAACUCAACGAAAAGAAAAUAAUACAAAACCAACUAAAAGAGAUCCAGGACAUAUUGACCAAAGUGGCAAGGACCGGACUAAUGUCGUAUUACAUCAAUGAGAAGGCUUUUGAUGAGAAUUCGAACAACACAUGCCAGAAAAUGGGCGGUCACCUUGUGUCCGUUCAAACGAAUAAUAACAAUAACCAGUUAAGGAGCUUAAAUUGA
Molecule: messenger RNA, 573 nt
Organism: Drosophila kikkawai
Lineage: Eukaryota; Metazoa; Arthropoda; Insecta; Diptera; Drosophilidae
Source: RefSeq, a predicted model, not a curated record